AAUAAAAUAGCACAGCAGAGAGAGAAGGUCCGGUUUGGUACACUUAUGAUUAUUUCCGGCUAUGAACCUCGUAGCCUUUUCUUCUGUCAUCAUCACCCUUCUUAUUAUUUUUCAUAAAACUUUUAAUCUCUCACUACACACCAUUCAUCCCACUUUCAAUUUUUCUACCCAUUACAAUCUUUUCACAAAGUUUGAAGCUUUAUUCCUUUUCAACCUCACCCAUCUUCUCCUUUUCAUUGAUUCAGAGGUCAUGCUUUGCCUCUCCGUACGUUCUGUCUUCUGAAUCUUCUCAACACUCACUGGAAACAAACUACACAGGAGUACCACCAACAAAAAGAAAAACAAGAUCAGUGAAAGUUUAAUGGAGUGAGACAUGGAAGAUGAAAUUGACGACAUGAGAGUCUUUUAGGAGACCCUCUGUCUGUAUGGGAGGCUUAUUACACUUUUUUGAAUUCCAUCAGGGGAGGAUGGCCAAAAAAGUCCUUGCUCGUAAGAGACAUCCUGGUGGUCUGGAUGCUCCUCGAAAUAGUCUAGAUUUGCAAGUAGAAACACCUCAGAACUACCGACCAGAAGGAGACUUACCAUACACUUAUCAAGUUGAAGAAGAGAAUAAUCGUUCUUCAAAUGUGGGUUCAAUGAAAAAACUGAUCAAUGAGGAGCUAUCCAAACAAUCAAGCACCAGACAAAAUGCGCCAAGCCUUGUGGCAAGGUUGAUGGGGAUAGAUUCGAUGCCACUGGAGACUAAAUAUGUUGUUCCAUCAGAUAAAAGAAUAAUUGAAAAUAAGGGGAAGAGGUCUUCAGACAAAGGAAUGAAUAGAAGGGGUUCAGUUAGUUGGGGUUCUUCCAACUUUAACUCUUCUAGCCAGAUGGAUUUUGAAUCAUUAUAUGUAGACAUAGAUGAUGAUGAUGAUGAUGGAUGGAAUCAUAGUUUUGGAGAACCAAGGCCACGAGAUCAUCCUCAAGAAGAGGAACUCCAGAAAUUCAAGGAAGAGUUUGAAGCAUAUCAAUCAGCAAGGUUUCUGGAGUGUUCAAAGGUUGUUGAUAUUGGUAGUGUUCCUAGACGAUUGCUUGCUCAAGAAAACCUGAAGAAGGAAAAGGUGGCACAUAAUGAUUCAGUUUUACAAAGGGCAGGAGCAGGGAAACUUGCAGAUCUUGACAGCCGUUCAUUCAAAACAAAGACACCUGACAGUUAUAGUUCAGAAUAUCAUGGUAACAUGAUGGACUUAAUCCCAGCUAUGCAAAGGAAAACCUUUCCUCCAAGGAGUAGAACACUAAGUAGAGACUUUGAGGAGACCUUAAUGAUGAAAUCCUGCAACAGAUUAGACAUAUCAUCUUCUCCCACCAGGAUUGUUAUCUUGAAGCCUGGUCCUGAUAGCAUUUGCAACCAUGAAGAGAAUUGGACCAUUUCUUCAGAAACUAUACAAGGGAGAAAUAGUAUAGAGGAUUUUCUUGAAGAGGUGAAAGAGCGUUUGAAAUGUGAACUGCAAGGGAAAAUUGUCAAAAAGGGUUCUGUGAUUCGAGGGAGUGGAAUUGAGACACCUUACAAUGAAAAACCAUCUAAUCCUAAACUAAUAGCCCGUCAUAUAGUAAAGCAAGUCAAAGAAAGUGUGGCUAGAGAUGCUGAAACAAAUUUACUCCCCUCAGAAUCAACAGGAUCAUACAAAAGCGAAAUGCAGUUAAAUGGACCAAGCUCCCCAGAAAUUGUCAGCAGAGAUACCAGGAGGUUCUGGUCAGAGAGGCUAAGAAACGUAAUGAGAAAUGAAACACGUGCUGACAUUCCUGAGGGAAAAUCAAGGUCACUUGCAUUAGACAACCAUAAAGCUAGACUAAAGCAAAUGGGGGAUAUUAGGAAGUAUGCAAGUAACUGGGAAAUUUCCAAAGAGGACACAUCAAUACAAACAGGAUCUUUCAGGCAUGAACUGGAUGAGAAUAUGUUGCUCCACAAGGAGUUGUCCCCAAGGAACCUUGUAAGAUCCUUGUCUGCUCCUGUAUCACGAUCAGGAACAUCAUUUGGGAAGCUUCUUCUAGAGGACCGCCACAUUUUAACUGGUGCUCAGAUUCGGAGAAAGCUUGAAGCUGUUGAAACCAUGUCUGUUGAUGUCAAAAAACCAAAAAAGGACAGAUUUAAUAUUAAAGAAAGAGUCUCCAAUUUUAGAUAUAGUCUUGCUCUAAGAAGGAGGCUUUUUGGCAGAAGGAUUCAGUCAAUGGUAGAAUCACAUGGCAAUGAAUAUGGUCCUAUGGUGAGAGAUGUCACAAGUGGACCAACAGUUCUCAUGAACUGUGGUGAGAGGCAUGAGAACUCCACUGAGGUACCUCCGAGUCCUGCAUCUGUGUGUAGCAGUGUUCAUGAAGACUUUUGGAGGCGGACUGAAUAUUUAAGUCCAAUAUCAACUCCUGACGUGUCUUCAAGAGACGAUAAUGUUGUGCCCCAAGUUUUCAGAGAUAUCAGCUCUGGUUUGAAUGAGCUAAGGAGACAACUCAAUCAACUUGAAUCCAAUGGUCGUGAGGACUUCACUGUGAAACAGGAGCCUGCUGAGUCUGAAUUAGAUCAAUUAGAGGAUCCAGCAGAAUCUUACAUAAGAGAUCUACUUGUUGCUUCUGGUCUUUACUUUGGUUCGUGGGAUAAAUCUUUAUUAAGAGGGGACACGUUUGCAAAGCCUAUUGGCAACUCUGUUUUUCAAGAAGUGGAAGAAUCUCGCAAGAAACGGGUCAACGAAAAUGAUGAAAGCUGUAUGAAGGAUCAGAGUGAGAAUAAGCAUGACCACAAGGUUUUGCUUGAUUUGUUAAAUGAGGCACUUUCAGUUGUUCUUGGUCCACCUUUGACAUUGUCUAGAUUCAGAAGGAAAUUAAGCAACUCUUCCAUGUUGCUACCACCUUCUGGAAAGGAACUGUUGAACUUAGUAUGGGACAUUAUCCGUGUUUCUUUAUAUCCUCCAUCUGACAUAUCUACUUAUUCACUUGAUACUUUGGUGGCUCAACACCUAGGAUCCAUCCCUUGGUCUGGAUUGAUAAAUGACGAGAUCAAUAUAUUGGAAAGAGAUAUAGAAUGGCUAAUAACUGAUGAUCUGGUUGAAGAACUCACAAAGGAUAUGUUUUAAGAGGUAGUGAGAAGUACCAUUUUACAUUAUCAUUGUGACAAUAAAGAAUUCUGCACAUGGAGCAAGGCUUAUACAUGAUUACUGAAAUUUGAAGAUAACCACCUAAUUGAUAUUGCUGUGUACAUAUAUAGUAGUUGAUGUGAAUGCUUGUUAUAUAGAAGCAUUGAGUUGCGUUAAUACAUACUGUACAUGAGUGGAAUUAUUAGGCUUAUUUUUUUCAAAGCAGAAAAUUGAUUGAUGAUUGUAGUUAUAAUAUUUUUUCAAUUUUGGUAAAUGUGUUAAACUGUUAUUCUUACGAAAGUCAAAUACCAUUACUAAUAA
Messenger RNA from Cajanus cajan (pigeon pea), 3419 nucleotides. RefSeq names its product RB1-inducible coiled-coil protein (gene TRM26). The record is from RefSeq and is a predicted model, not a curated record. NCBI's taxonomy places the organism in Eukaryota, Viridiplantae, Streptophyta, Magnoliopsida, Fabales, Fabaceae.